ACUUCCGGUUCGGUCUUCUCUUUUCCGGUGAAUAUUCUCCAAGGGUCGGUCCAGAAAUAGGUCCUAUUUCUCGAUAGGAAAUGUCUGCUACAGCACGAAAUAUUACAUUUUCGUCUCUUCGAUAUUAUCGAAAUCUUCAACGAGGAAUUUCCAAACCAGUUCAGACUAGAGCAGCAAGCUCAAGUUCAUCAAGCAACGACCACACUAACUGGAAUAGUUUGCCUCGAGUUGGAAUAUCUGCAAAAAGUGGCACAAUUGUCUGUUUCCAUCCAGAACCAGUAUGUCCUUAUGAAUACACCAUACCUCUGCCCAGGAAGAAAGCAGAACUAGGGGAGGGAGAUUCUGCAUUGAGUGUUCAAGUUCAGCGACAAGAAAUGCUGAGGUUUAGGGAGGAUGGACCGACGCGCCAUGAACUGGCCAAUAUGUUUCACACCACAAAACAUCAGUGGUUCCCAAAUACUGCAGACAAAUAUAGGAAACCUAAACCGCCAAAGGAUAGGGACGCCGUUUGAUGGAAAAUCACCUAUUUCUCUCUUCAUUUCUCAUCAUUUAAAUGAUCUAUUGAUGUACUGCACUAAUAUGGAAGUAAAAUAAUGAAAAUAG
Molecule: messenger RNA, 603 nt
Organism: Mizuhopecten yessoensis (Yesso scallop)
Lineage: Eukaryota; Metazoa; Mollusca; Bivalvia; Pectinida; Pectinidae
Product: 39S ribosomal protein L42, mitochondrial-like
Exons: 6
Coding region: 81-512 (143 amino acids)
Cellular component (GO): mitochondrial large ribosomal subunit
Source: RefSeq, a predicted model, not a curated record